Beauveria bassiana ARSEF 2860 is the source of this 3252-nucleotide messenger RNA. RefSeq names its product Regulator of nonsense transcripts 1. Lineage: Eukaryota; Fungi; Ascomycota; Sordariomycetes; Hypocreales; Cordycipitaceae. Gene Ontology annotation, biological process: nuclear-transcribed mRNA catabolic process, nonsense-mediated decay. The transcript is spliced from 2 exons. Gene Ontology annotation, molecular function: RNA binding; ATP hydrolysis activity; ATP binding. Gene Ontology annotation, cellular component: cytoplasm. The record is from RefSeq and is a predicted model, not a curated record. Bases 1 to 3252 code for a protein of 1083 amino acids.
AUGGAGGGAGCCUUCACUCAUGUAGGAAAUCACCUCGUUUCUGACUCGGCUGCCGCUAUCAAUGCUGGAAACGACGAUCUUUCCACCCUCGAUCCCGAUGAGCGCCUCCUCUAUGGCAAAUAUAGCGAUCAUGGCGGCCGCCGCCGCGCCGACGACGAUGACAACCAGACCGAGACUUUCGAGGACGACAAUGACAGCCUGGCCAGUAUACCGGUCGACGAAAUGGUAGGGCUGAAUCUCAAGAACACGGACGAGGAGAAAGAGCUCCCCGCGUACGCAUGCGCGUACUGCGGUAUCCACGCUCCUGCUUCCGUCGUCAAGUGUUUGGUCUGUAACAAAUGGUUUUGCAGCGCCCGCGGCAACAGCACCUCAUCCCACAUCAUAAAUCAUCUCGUUCGAGCCCGCCACAAGGAAGUUCAGCUUCACCCCGAAUCCGCCCUUGGCGACACCAUUCUCGAAUGCUAUAGCUGCGGUACCAAGAAUUCAUUUCUGCUUGGCUUUAUUCCCGCCAAGUCUGACUCUGUCGUUGUUUUGCUGUGUCGCCAGCCUUGCGCAGCAUCGGCUUCCAACAAGGACAUGAAUUGGGACCCCUCCCGCUGGGAGCCUCUGAUCAAGGAACGCGCGUUUCUCGAUUGGCUCGUCAGCGCCCCCUCCGAAGCCGAACAGUUACGCGCUCGUCACAUGUCUCCCAACACCAUUGCUCGACUAGAGGAGAUGUGGAAGCUAGAGCCCAACGCCACCAUUUCCGAUCUCGACAAGGGCCAGACUGUUGACGACGACCCCGACCCCGUGCUUUUAAAAUACGACGAUGCAUUCCACUACCAAAACAUUUUUGGGCCGCUUGUGAAAAUGGAAUCUGACUACGACAAGAAGCUCAAAGAAGCCCAGUCCGAGGACAAUCUGACUGUAGAAUGGUCGCAAGGUCUUAACAACAAGCACCUGGCCACCUUCAACCUGCGGAAAAUUGAGUCCGGAGAAGUCAAGCUUGCCGUUGGUGAUGAAAUGCUGCUUCGUUACAACGGCGAGCUGAGGGAGCCCUGGCAGGGUGUGGGCUACGUCAUGAAGAUCCCCAACAGCCAGUCCGACGAGGUUUGUCUUGAGCUGCGUAAGAAUGGCAAUGACAGAUCAGUCCCGACCGACCUUUCCCACAACUUCUCGGCCGACUACGUCUGGAAGGCUACCUCCUAUGAUCGCAUGCAGCUUGCCAUGAAGACAUUUGCCGUUGACGACAUGAGUGUUUCCGGUUUCAUUUUUCACACGCUACUCGGUCACGACGUUCAGCUGCAGCCAAUGAAGUCCAACCUGCCUAAGAAGUGGUCUGCACCAGGCUUGCCAGAUCUCAACCAAAGCCAAGUAGACGCGAUUCGAUCGGUCCUUCAGAAGCCGCUUAGUCUUAUACAAGGCCCUCCUGGUACUGGUAAGACGGUGACAUCUGCCACCAUCAUCUAUCACUUAUCCAAGAUAAGUGGGAACCAGGUUCUCGUAUGUGCGCCCUCCAACGUUGCUGUUGAUCAGCUCUGCGAGCGCAUCCACCGCACUGGCCUCAAAGUCGUUCGUUUGACAGCCAAAUCCCGUGAAGAUGUCGAGUCAUCUGUCAGCUUCCUUGCUCUUCACGAACAGGUUCGAAUGUCUGAGCAUAAUUCUGAAUUCGCCAAGCUGUCGCAGCUCAAGAAUGAGGCUGGCGAACUGUCCAGCCAAGAUGAAAAGAAGUUUCGACAAUUGACCAAGGCAGCUGAACGAGAGAUACUCAACAACGCCGACGUUGUUUGCUGCACUUGUGUUGGUGCCGGCGAUCCGCGUCUGUCCAAGCUCAAAUUCCGCAGUGUACUCAUCGACGAGUCUACCCAGUCCGCGGAGCCUGAAUGUAUCAUCCCGCUCAUGCUAGGCUGCAAACAAGUCGUCCUCGUCGGUGACCACAAGCAACUUGGCCCUGUCAUCAUGAAUAAGAAGGCUGCCAAGGCUGGUCUCAGCCAGUCUCUGUUUGAGCGUCUUAUGCAACUUCGCCUCCAGCCGAUUCUUCUGAAUACCCAGUACCGCAUGCAUCCUUGUCUAUCAGAAUUCCCGUCCAACAUGUUCUACGAUGGCAGUCUGCAGAAUGGCGUUACACAGGAGCAGCGAAUCCGCAAAGACGUUGACUUUCCCUGGCCUGUUGCCGAGAUGCCCAUGAUGUUCUGGUCCAACAUUGGCAACGAAGAAAUCUCUACCAGCGGUACUUCGUACCUGAACCGAACGGAAGCCUCCAAUGUGGAGAAGAUUGUCACGCGAUUCUUCAAGGCAGGCGUCAAGCCCUCCGAAAUUGGUGUCAUUACGCCGUACGAGGGCCAGCGAAGCUACAUUGUGACGACUAUGCAGAAUGCGGGCACCUCGAAGAAGGAGUACUACAAGAGUGUAGAAGUGGCGUCUGUUGAUGCUUUCCAGGGUCGCGAAAAGGACUUUAUUGUUCUGUCCUGCGUGCGUUCCAAUGAAAACCAAGGCAUUGGUUUCUUGUCUGAUCCUCGUCGUCUCAACGUCGCCCUGACACGUGCCAAGUACGGUGUGGUCAUUCUCGGCAACCCCAGAGUGCUUUCUAAGCACGAGCUCUGGUAUAACUUGCUCACUCACUUCCGCGACCGCCGCUGCUUCGUCGAGGGCCCCCUGACCAAUUUCCAGCAGUGCCUUCUUCAAUUCAGCAAGCCCCGGUCGCACCGACAGAAGCUCGGCAACCAGAUUCCCACUGGUGGCUAUCAGAACCAGAACGGACGUUUCAACGGCUCGAGCACAAUACGCGACUUUGACUCUAGUUCCAUGAUGUCGUACGUGCCCGACGACGUCUCCUCCAUCCAUGGCUCAACUUUUGGCGGUGCAGCCCUCAACUCGGCAUAUCCCUCAAUGUUCUCCAACUUUGCCCCCGAGCAGUGGCCCGGUCUGCCCGGCGUCGGUGCUCAUGGCCACCGCAGUGGAAAGAGCCGCGCCCGUACUGCCGAAAGCGUCGCAGGCGAGAGCGUGGCCAACUCUGAGACCACGGACACGUCGUCCAGCAUCAUUGGCAGCCGUGGCGUGGGCCAGGGCGGUGUUAGUCUCGGGGCCGGCCUGCAGGAUGCCGUCACGGGCAUGCGCGCUAUCUCCUACACCCAGAGCGACCGUCUGCGGCAGUACGUUGAGAGCGGCGCUCGCAAUCCCCCGAACAACCGCUACGGCGGCCGUCGCCAUGACGACGACAACAGGAGCGUCAGCACAGCCUUUCACAGCCAAGUAGGAGGUGGCUACGACUGA